UUCUGUUGCUUGUUCCCUCUCUGACCUUCUCCAGAGCUGAUAUAUCUCCUGAAGAACAGAAUCCAAAUUUAAUCCUUUCAUGAUUAAAACAGAGUAAACAGCCCAUUUUGCCCAUUGAAGGCUAAGCUCAGCUGAAACGACAUCAGAAACGAGAGUUGCUGCUACAGCCUCACAGGAGAGACCGCCACUAAGGUUGGCCAAAGCAAGCUACAAAGGAGAGCUCUUGGCUACCAAAGAGAGUUCUCGUUUGAAGAUAAAGUCGAGGUAACCAAGAGCAACAAAGAAGUAGAUGUCAAUCUGCUGGCAAAUACACCCAAGGUCUCAGAAUUAAGGAAACGUUUUGAGAGUCUAAGCACAAACCAGAUUUGGGACAUGAACAGGAAAGAGCGAAUUGCACGGCGUCUGGAGGGUAUUGAAAGUGAAGUUCUCCAAAAUCUCCCAAGUUGUCCUGGUCUAGUGACCAAUCGGCUGCUAGAGGAGGACACUCCAAGAUACACCCGUGCAGCAGACACCUGCGACCCCUCCACAGUUGCUCUUCAGCACUAUGGCAUUACAGAUCCAAACUUCACAGAUCUGCACAAAGCAUACGUACAAUCCAGAAACCAUACCGUAUACUCAGAGUCUGCCUACAGUUCUGGCUCAACUCAUGUAGCAGAGCUGGACUCUAAAGCUGAACGGAUUGCCCGCUACAAGGCCGAACGUCGACGACAGCUAGCAGAUCGCUACGGUAUCUCUCUGGAUCAGGAGACUGAGACCGACUAUACCACUCGCUACUCCAGAACCUCUAGAGAGCCUGUUGGGUCAGACCGACAACACAGGAUAAAGGUGGAAGGGGAGGAGGUGGGGCAUAAUGUUUACACCUCUAGCCCUCCUGUAGAUAGGGCCAGCUCACACACUUGCACAGAUCAAGAGUACAGCCGAGAACGUACAGACUCCUUGUCUGAACGUGAGAGGAUGAUGAAUCUAGAGAACCAAAGGAGGGCACAGGAGAGGGAUAGAUCGCAUGGAGGUGGAGGGGUUGCACCAGACCCAUCUGCAGCAUAUAUGGAUGUGUCUGGGUCUGCCAUGGUCCCAGGGAGAGAACCAGGGAUGAUUGGGAUUCACAGCUCACCCAUUGGAGGCAGAAGUGCAGCAAUGCCAUCUCCCAAACAGGGAGCAUCUCCUGGUGAUCUGUUUAUUGAGCAGCAAGCUCAAAACAUCCUGCACAGACAUGGCUCCCAUAGCCAAUCAGCCAAUAAAUGGUCACUCCUGACUGAUUCAGAAGGAGACACCCUCUCUUCAAUCAACUGGCCUUCCAGAAUCCGAGUUAGGGAGAGAAUGGUCCGUGAAGAGCCUUUACCAAGGAGUCCAAAGAUGGGCUCCACAAAAGAGGGGCCUGCAAACAACCAAUUUCUGCAAUCAUACCCUCGAUAUCAUCCUCACACUCUGACACUCCCAGACGCUCCAGUCAAACAACGACUUACCAAUGCAAGGCAAGAGGAACGUCACGAUCCUGGGUACCAUAGCUACUUUUCUAUGGGCAGUGAACCUUUUUCAAGGCAUAAACAGGAGAAUGAGGAGCUUGCAGAAGUAGAGUGUAAGAGGGAGGGACAGCACGAUGUGAGGACGGAGGAUCUCCUGCGGAGCAGAAAGGCUGUUUUACCCUCUGAGAUUCUAUGGAAAAAGAACAGCUCAGAAGACCUACACCAUGGAUGUGCUGAGAGUGUGGAGGCAAGCCUGAGCAUCACUGGGCAUGGAAGGAAAGGUGUUGUAGAUGACCCCAGAGGGUUUUGUGGAGGUCGGUCAAGGCGUGAUGUGUACACGGAGCAUGUAUCCCGACUUCAGGCUGCAGAAGCUUUGCAUGCCAGAGCUAGAGAGGGCCAAAAGAGGGCUGAUGCUAUCCUCAGUCAUCGACAGUCUGGCUAUGCCCCAUUCCAAACCUCUACCCAAACCCCUGCUGCAUUCUCCAGUAGAAGAUGUGUUCCAGGUUCAUCUAAACCCCUCACUCAUUCAAUGUUUGAUGCUGGAAAUGUCCAAAUGACUGUUCCUCCACAGAACCUCAUCCAGGAGCCAAUCAGAGAGGCUGAUCUUCAGGAAAAAGUGCCCAAUAUGGAACACCUAUCACAUGACACCAGGGUUUCAGUGGCCCAGCUCCGCCACACCUACCUGGAAAGUGUUUCAAGCCCCCGGAAAACCGAACUGGCAGAGGGGUUGCCUGCAAUUACAGAAGUACCCUGGAGAAAUGAGAGAGGCAGAGAUCAGUCAUCUCGUCGCCCUCUGCGGUAUAUAUGUCCCUCUGAAAGUAGAAAGACUUCCGAGAGGUUUAGAACUCAGCCGAUCACAUCAGCUGAACGUGAACAUUCUGACCGGUCUUGUCGAAGCCCUGAACCACCGAGCCCAGAAGUGGAUGAAGAGAAGAUGGAUGAUAGAGCUAAACUGAGUGUGGCUGCCAAGCGCUCUCUCUUCAGGGAGCUAGAGAAGACCUCAGAUGGUUUGGCUGUGAAAACAUGUAGCCGUAACGCAGCAGUGGAGCGGAGACUGAGGAGAGGUCAUGAUCGCUCCCGCACUCAGCCUGUCACCUCAGAGGAAGUGGUCAUUGCUGCUUCUGUCCCUGGCCAUUUGUCACAUUCCGUGACUGUACAAUCUUCUAUAGCGCGUGUUCCUAGUCCCACUCUAAUCAACAGCUCUGUGACCAAGUACAGAUUGCAGGCAUCAUCUCAGCAGAGCUCCAUGGUGAGGGAUCAGGCCAGAGAAGUUCGGCUUGCCGAGGUAGCUGCUGAGAUGGAUCGAGCUUGCCAUGCAUCUACUAGUGAGAAUGGCCAAGAGGAGCCAGACCUUUCCACUCUCCCUCUGGCAGAGAAGAUGGCACUUUUUAACCGCCUGGCACAGCCGCCCAGCCAUGGCACUCGGGCCAGAGGAGACACUCGAGCACGCAGGAGUAACGCCCGCUACCAGACACAGCCAAUCACACUAGAAGAGGUUGAACAGGAUGGUUCUGAGAUGUUUGAUGAGGAAUCAGAGUUCUCGGAGAGUCUGAGUGAUCUCAAACAUCUGCAGCCUGCGGGUGAAGGCCAUUUUGCAUCAGCCUCUUCCUCUGCCCUUAGAUCCUCCACCGUUUCCACUGAACAUGCCGGUGACAUCCACCUGGCCACACCCAAUGUGUCUGGCCGUGCCUACUAUGAGCAGGCCCUUUCCCUACCGUGCCAGUCUCAACUGGCCCAAGAGUUCCAGCCACAUCAUGGACCAGACAAGACACCGUUUGCCCAACGCAUGGGGAAGAGAAAGCUCCCCUCUCCAGAGAGCGUGAAACAGACACCUCACGCUCAGCCAGUCAGAGAGUGGGAGGAGCAUAACGGGCACAAUAAGGAGCUGGUGACCUCUCAAGACCUUUCAGAAACAGAUGGAGAGCAUAAUUCCAAGGCAACCAUGUCAGAUCUUCCUUUGCACACAGUCGCAGUACGUGCAGCGGUAUCACAGGGCUCAUCCUCAUUACAGAACGCCUCUCUGACACAGCACACACACACAGAGACUACCAGACACAUCCCUGAGGACAAGAGAGAGCAGGAGACAGACUUUAAAACAGAGGAGGGAGACAAGCUCUCAGACAUCAUGUCUGCCAGACAGAUGUCCAUCAAAGAGAGGCUGGCUCUGUUGAAGAAGAGUGGAGAGGAAGACUGGAGAAACAGGAUAAAUAAAAAACAGGAUGUGGUGAAGGUCGCUGUUUCUGAAAAACAUGCUCAGCUAUGGGAAGUGGAGCAGAGCUUCAAGAAGAAGGAGGAUAGCAUGAUGAUGAUCGAUGACUUUGCUGUGUCUGAUCAACUCUGGGAUCCUGUUUUUUCCUCCUCCAUUUCGUGUGCUUCUGAACCGAUGGAUCAAAUAGCUAUCCUACCCCAGGCUACCCCCCUGCCCCUACAGGUGGAUGAGCGUCACCCCUGGAGACGGAAGAAGAAAGAAAGUCAUACGGGUUGGAACAACAUUAUGAAAAUGGGGAAUGAGGUGAUUGAGAGCCAGCAGAUUGAGAACAUAGAGAUGUCCAUUCACGAACGCAUGCAUCUGAUCACCACGCAAGAGGAUGCCUGGAAGGUCAAAGGGCAUGGUGCAGCCAACGACUCCACUCAGUUCACAGUGGCUGGCCGAAUGGUCAAGAAAGGUCUGGCAGCCUCCACUGUUCCCUCAAAUCCAGUGCUGUCCCCUCUGUCCUCUAAAAACAAGAAUGUCUCACAUGCCAUCACAAAGCCACAUGAAGAGAUUGAAGUCAGACAGGACAUGAAGCUGGAGUCGGAUAAGAAGCUGGAAAAGUUGGAGACAUUCCUUGGUCGGCUCCAUAGUAAAGUGUCAGGACUUCAGGAUACCACAAUUGCAGUCACCGAGAAGUCUGUUAAAGAGGUGAUGACCCUGGAUGAUGAGAUAUUUGAUAAGUUUUAUCGGCACACAGAUGAUAUGGCCAAGACCACUAGCAGUCUAGAAAUCAAUGAUGAUUUUGACACCAUCUUUGGAAAACAACUUCCCAGGUUGACCUCAGAGAUGGUGCAGCACAAGCGAGCAGUGCGGCCAACCAGGAAUGUUCAGUCAUCCAGGAACCCCCUGAAACUGCUGGCUGUUCGGGAGGACAUCCGGCAUGAGUACACAGAACAGAGACUUAACAUUGGUGUUUUGGAGAGCAAGAGGAUGAAACAGGAAAAGAUGAAUAAGAAAAGUGGUUUCUCUGAGGUUGCUCUCGCUGGAUUGGCCAGUAAGGAAAACUUCAGCAGUGUGAGUCUGCGAAGUGUGAACAUCACGGAGCAGAGCUCCAACAACAGUGCCAUGCCCUUCAAAAAACUCAUGCUUAUUCAGGUCAAAGGUCGUCGGCACAUCCAGACCAGACUCGUCGAGCCCAGAGCUUCCUCCUUGAACAGUGGUGAUUGCUUCCUCCUCAUCACACCCCAUCACUGCUUUAUAUGGAUUGGAGAAUUUGCAAAUGUUAUCGAGAAGGCCAAAGCUGCAGAGUUGGCCACAUUCAUUCAGACAAAGCAUGACCUGGGCUGCAGAGCCUCGUAUGUACAGACCAUUGAGGAAGGCGCCAACACUCACAGUCAUGCAGCCAAAGAGUUUUGGAAGAUUAUUGGCGGACAAGCCAGUUAUCAAUCCGCAGGCACUCCAGAAGAGGAUGAGUCCUAUGAGACUGCUGUAGUGGAGACCAACUGCAUCUACAGGCUUAUAGAGGAUAAACUUGUUCCUGAAGAUGACUACUGGGGUCGAGUACCCCGUUGCUCUAUGCUCAACUCUAAAGAAGUGUUAGUGCUUGAUUUUGGUAGCGAAUUGUAUGUGUGGCAUGGUAAGGAGGUGACGCUGGCACAGAGAAAAGUGGCUUUUCAGCUGGCAAAGCACUUGUGGAAUGGCACCUUUGACUACACAAACUGUGAUAUUAAUCCUCUGGACCCUGGAGAAUGUAACGCACGUAUACCCAGGAAAGGCCAGGGGCGGCCAGACUGGGCUGUGUUUGGCAGGUUAACUCAGCACAAUGAGACUACUCUUUUUAAAGAGAAAUUUUUGGACUGGAGUGAGGCCAAGAAUACAUCCAAGAAGAAUGGCCACUUACAUGCUGAUGAAAACAAGGAUUUUCGGAGUUGGGAAUGUAGGCCUUAUGAUGCAUCUCUGAUGUUGCCAAUGGUUCGGACAUCAGUAAAGACCAUUUUGGAUGGUGUAGACGUUGGACGAGGUUACGGAUUGGUGGAGGGGGAUGAGCGGCGGAAUUUUGAUAUCAGCACACUAUCUGUUGAUGUCUGGCAUAUUCUAGAGUUUGACUACAGUCGCCUACCCAAACUCAGCAUUGGUCAGUUCCAUGAAGGUGACACAUAUGUGGUUAAAUGGAAAUACAUGGUCAGCACAGCAGUUGGCAAGAGGCUGAAUUCGGAAAAGAUCAUCGGUCCAGGGAAGGAGAAGUGUUGUUAUUUCUUUUGGCAGGGUCGUAACUCCACAGUGAGUGAGAAGGGAACUUCAGCACUGAUGACUGUGGAGCUAGGCGAAGAGAGAGGAGCUCAGGUCCAGGUACAACAGGGAAAGGAGCCUCCAUGUUUCUUACAGUGCUUUAAUGGAGGAAUGAUUGUCCAUGCUGGCAAGAGAGAGGAGGAGGAAGAAAAUGCACAGAAUGACUGGCACUUAUACUGUGUCCGAGGUGAGAAACCGAUAGAGGGCCAUCUGCUGGAGGUGGUGUGCCACUGCAGCAGCCUGCGGUCUCGCACUUCUAUGAUCCUGCUGAACAUCCCUAAAGCCACCAUGUUCCUGUGGCACGGCUGCAAGUCGCAGAUGCACACACGUGAUGUGGGGGGGACCACUGCCAACAUGAUAAAAAAAAAGUGUCCUCUGGAGGCGGGGCUUCACAGCAGCAGUAAAGUAUCUAUUCAUGAGUGUGAUGAGGGAGCAGAACCGCAGGGUUUCUGGGAGGCCUUAGGAAGAAGAGAUCGAAAGGGUUAUGACUGCAUGCUGCAGGAUCCAGGAAAAUUCAACUUUACUCCACGGCUCUUCCAGCUAAGCAGUGCUUCAGGGGAGUUUGUGGCAAUGGAGUUAAUGUAUCUGUCCAGAGAACCAAAUAUGGUCAACUCAAUGCCUUUCCUACAAGAAGAUUUGUAUACAGCCACUCAGCCAGCCCUGUUUUUGGUGGAUAAUCACCAUGAAGUUUACCUAUGGCAGGGCUGGUGGCCUCAGGACAGUGAGAGCACAGGCUCAGCUCGCAUACGAUGGGACUCUGACAGGAAGUGUGCCAUGGAAACUGUGCUCCAAUAUUGCAAAGAAAAAAAUGAGAAGAAUCCUCCAAAAUCAUACUUGAUCCACCCAGGGCUAGAGCCUCUUACAUUCACUAACAUGUUUCCCAGCUGGGAACACCGAGAGGACAUCGCUGAGAUCACCGAAAAGGAAGCUGAAGUAUGCAAUCAGAUCAUUCUUGUUGAAGACGUCUUGACUAGACUUUGCAAGACCACUUACCCGUUGGCCGAUAUACAAGCACGUCCCCUACCAGAAGGCGUUGACCCCCUACGUCUUGAGAUCUACCUAUCAGAUGAUGACUUUGAGGGUGUAGGGGCUUCUGGGAAGAAAGCAUUAGAAAUGACAAGAAGUGAGUAUGAGAUGUUGCCAGGAUGGAAGCAAGUGAAUGUGAAGAAAGCCAAAGGAUUGUUUUAGAGGGACACACAUUUUAGAGUCCUCCCAAGAAGAACUUGACUGCAUUGGAACCGCUGAGGUUUAAUCUGCAAGUGGAGAACUUUUUCAUUCCUUUUAAUCCACACAGGAAAAAAACAGAAGACUAGACCUGUGUCAAACCACACAGGCAGGUCCAAAGGAGGAAGAAGAAAAAUACUGGCGGGGGUUUACCAGCCUCAUGCAGUGCAUUUCUUUCCCAUAUUCUUCUUUUUGUUUUCAGUUUCUUGGGUCUUGUUUUGAUGUUUUGUUUUUUUUUUGUUUUAUCAGUGAAUCAGCGAGAUCUGUUGGAUGUUUCAAGAGCUCCUCAGCUUGUUUCUUUCUACUUGAUUUAAUUUUUCAAUAUUGCUCUGUGUCGACAUGACAGAAGCCAUUCAGCUGUCCCUAAUACACAAUACAGUCCUCAUGCACUGCCUAGCUUUUUAUAUAGUGUAAAUACCCAAUAAAUGAAAAGCUUUUUAGUAUUAUGUGAAUUCAAGAAAGCUCAACUGUGUUCUUGACAUUAGGAGAGCCCUGGUGUCACAUUAUGUUAUUUAUGUUCUUCACUUUCAUACUUGCUCUACUAAAUGGCCUCUAAAGUGUUUAACCUUCCAGGUAGGUUUUUGAACUUUGAGAGGCCUGUGUGUGUUAAUGGGGAUGUUUGUGAACCUGUACAGUGUGAGAUAGUGUCUCUUCAAACUAUUUGGAUUGAAUGAAAUGGAAAAUGUUAAAUGUGGAAUAAGAAAGAAACUCUUUCUCUUCUGCAUUGUACAGUGCCUUGCCUUCAUGUACAGUUUAUAUAAAGAUAAAUACUAGUCUGCUUUUUGGAGACUUAUUUGUGAUAUAUAUAUUUGAGCAAAAUAAACACUGAAAAAUGUAGAUUAAAAAAUAGUUUGUCUGUUGCUUUGUUAUUAUUGCCUUAAUUGAUUUACUAACACUGAAAGCAUUACUUUUUAUUGAAUGGUUUCACUUUCACAUUUAAAUGGAUGGCGUAAAGACAUUUUAUGAAAUACAGUUUGAAUUUCACCGACAAUACGUAUAACCCCGAUUCCAAAAUACUGGGACCGUAUGCAAAAUGCCAAUAAAAAUAAAAAGGAGUGAUUUGUAAAUUAUAUUCACCCUGUGCUAUAUUGAAAGCAAUACAACAACAUUAUUUGAUAUUUUACCUUGUGAAUUUAAAGCUGAAGUUUUGAGUUGAACUUUCUCCUAUGCAACCUUAAUAUGCAGAGGCAACUAUGAGUAAGCCAGAAAAAACUGCUUGUCUCUGUGGCACUAUGAAAAUCCUCUGUUUUGAGCGACCGGUCUAUACAAACACAAUGACAUUGACUCAACCAAUGGUGUUAGUUGGGGCGGGACCAUCUCUUUGUUUGACCAAUAGCAGACGGCGGGCGUGUUUAGAAUAUUGUUUUAAAAGGCACUAGUGUUGUAGAAAUUACAUACUUGGCUUUAAAUGUUUUUCUUCUAAAUAUACACUCAUUUCAAAUGACAUGAUUGCAACACCAUAUAAAAAAGUUGGGACAGUCGAGUGUGUACCACAGUGUAACAUCACCAAUGUUUUCUAAUAACAGUUAAGCAUUUAUGCAAUGAAGAGACUAGAUUAAGUUUUGCAAGCCGAUUUUUUUAUUUUUUUUCCACCAUUUAUCCAUUAUGCUGGUCUUUAACUGCACAAUUGUAUGGGGCCAUUGUUUCCGUAUUUUAUGGUUAAUAAUGCACCACACAUUCUCAACUGGAGACUGGUAAGGACUUCAGGCAUGCCAGUCUAGCACCCGCAUUCUCUGCUUACACAGCUGUGCACUUUUUUAUUUUAUUUUUUUUACUGUUGGAAAAUACAGGGGCGUCUUUUGGACCUAACGCUUCUUUUUGGACCAGAGAACACGAUGAAGUGUGGACUUGUCAGACCACUAAACAUGAUUCCACUGUUCUACUUUCCAUCUCAGUGAGACUGAGCCCUGAGAAGUCUUUGGCUCUUCUGGACAGUGUUGAUGUAUUGCUUCUGCUUUGUAUAGUAAAGCCUUAACUUGCAUCUGUGGAUGUAGUGGUAAAUGGUAUUGACAAAGUUUUCCCAAGCCAAUGUCAUGAUAUCCAUUACAGAUAGUGACGUCUAUGGAUCGUGCCUUUACUCAAAGAGGUUUGACCAGAUUCCUUGAAUCUCUUAUCUACAGGGCUGGACUGGUUAUCUGGCAUAUCGGGCAUUUUCCCGGUGGGCCGUCACACUUUGGGGCUGAUCAGGGGCGGACUGGCCAUCGGGAGAACGGAGCAGACAGGUGGGUCAGCUGCGAAGGGGGCCGAAUGGGCCACAAUAAGCUAAAAUGAGCCAUUAUGCAGAAUGGACCACAAAACCUUGCUGAGAUAUGCAGAAAAGGACAGCGAACCCCCCAACAUUGGGAACAUUGUUCUCAAAGCACUGGACUGUUUGCUGAUGCAUCUGUUAGCAAACUGGCAAGCCUCGACCCCUCUAUGCACUUGGCCCGUUAUAUACUAUAACACGAUUGCUUCACCUGUUUAACAUCACCUUGUUAUUUCAACUCGUCAUAUUGUUAUUAUU
Messenger RNA from Xyrauchen texanus (razorback sucker), 9673 nucleotides. Its product is annotated as supervillin-like. The record is from RefSeq and is a predicted model, not a curated record. Gene Ontology annotation, molecular function: phosphatidylinositol-4,5-bisphosphate binding; actin filament binding. Gene Ontology annotation, cellular component: cytoplasm; actin cytoskeleton. Gene Ontology annotation, biological process: actin polymerization or depolymerization; actin filament severing; cytoskeleton organization. The transcript is spliced from 45 exons. Bases 373 to 7134 code for a protein of 2253 amino acids. NCBI's taxonomy places the organism in Eukaryota, Metazoa, Chordata, Actinopteri, Cypriniformes, Catostomidae.